Molecule: messenger RNA, 5003 nt
Organism: Porites evermanni
Lineage: Eukaryota; Metazoa; Cnidaria; Anthozoa; Scleractinia; Poritidae
Source: the annotation of a GenBank genome assembly
AUGGGAAACACGGAAGGUAUUCCAAUAAACAAAAUGACAAGCAGUGUUAAAACCAGCAGCAAGGUAUUUGGUAAAGACGAGAGAAAGCUUUCGUGUGAACGCGAAAAAAACCCUGCUUGCGUUGAAGACGAAGUUGAAACAGUUGGCAAUCUUACCGAAACAAUGGCUGCGGAUAACAGUACUCUCACAGAUACGGAGAAGGUAAAGCCGUCAAUUCCAAAUCCCACAAGCAAUAAUAACAGGUAGGUGAUUUUUUCUUUGAAAUUAUAGUUUUUUUUGUUGUUUAGUUCAAGGCCAUUCAAAUUAGGCGAAGGUCAUGACAUUGUUAUAAUUUUGUUUUCGGAGUAUAGUGUCUUUUCAGGUUGCAGUUGGUAGGAAAUAGUAGCAAGCAUCUUUUCUUCUCGCAAAUUUCUCCUUUUCAAUAUUUUUUUGAUAACUAAAGAAAUCAAGGCUCAGUAUAAAAAGAAGUUCAAAGUUCGUGUUUUUGGCCAUGGAGGCCAUUUCGUCUGGCUUGCAGACAGACUUGUCACGCGCUCACAGGCCGGCGGCGGCGGUGGGAGUUGUGACAGGUUGUUAAAACAAGUACUCAUCAUUCUUUACACGUAACAUGCACCUGUGUGGCAUUAUUAUAACUUUUUCUUAUUAGCUCAUUCUUUAGUGUUAAAUCUUAAUUACACAGUUAAAUACAGAAAUACACUAGUGGUCAGCCCAUUGGUAGAAGAAAUAGAAAAUCUCCAAAAUUGUUCCAUUGCGUGUCAUUAGCUCGUAAGGGCAGUCGAGACAUGCAUAUUAAUAUUUAUUUUUGCAUUUCGAUGAAUUCGGCAGACGUAAACACAGUUACCAGAGCGAUUAAGCAUUACGUACUAUCAAUUGUAUUUUUUCCGCUUUCGACUUUCCUUAUGGAAAAUUUUUAUGAGUAUACUAUCGUUUGAGUUUUUUUUUGGCGAUAUAUAUUCAGAUACUAGCGGCUUCGACUUCUAUUACCAGUUGCCAGCUAUCUUCUCACGAAAUUUAAAUACUCUGUCCUUAAAUAAAGUGUCUUUCUAUCUGUCUUUCUUGAAAGUUUUUUUUUUAAGUGUACCUGUAAGAAUGAAAUAUGACCUUUUCUGCUCCUUAUUUGACAGUUUUAAUCCCAUAUGUUGCCGACGUCUGCCUUGAAUUCCCAAUUUAGCUUUUUAUUAGAAGGAAAAUACGCCGCAGAUAUAGUUCAAAAGUGAGAACAUGUGAAACUGCUGAACUCAUGCGGCAAUGCAAGUUUUAAGCCACGUUGCUGGUGGCCAGGCCACAGCUGACAAGAUCAGAAAUCAGUGACACGGCAUCCGGUCUACACACAGCGCGCCUUACGAAUACAUGACCGGUUAAAACCGUUCAAUAGCCAGUCCGUGUGGAAAGGAAAAACAACAACAAAAAUGGAAAGUGAAAAGCUAGAGAGUGGUUAUUUCAGAUUGUAUAAAAACUUCAUUUAAUAUGAAUUGAACUAAUGCUUGACGGAUAUUGAGGUACAGUUUUUCAUUUAACAUGAUUUAAAAAAUGUAUGUAUUUUGGGUUAUUUCGUAGUCGUACACAGUUUCCGGUUUUGACUAGUACAUAUUUGAGGAGUGUUAGUCAUCGCAAAAUAUAACGUUUUGACGAAGUACAUAAUGACUGUAAUUAAAAACCUUGUAACACCAUGCAAGAGGGGAUAAAGCUCAGAGAAUUACUCCCUCAUAUAGGCCCUUUCCCCGUCGUAAUCCCUGUAAGUUACUUUUGGAUCGUAUUGGUUUUCCUCCAGAGGAUGAUAUUUUCUCGCGUGUUGCGUGGAAGUUUCGUUGAGGAGCGAAAGUGCAAAAACAUGUCGGGAGUGCGAGAGUUUUGUUGAAUGGGAAACAAGAGAGGAUAAAGAGGAUUUAUCCUCUCUUAAUGCUAAAUGAGAAUAGUUUUUAAGAAUUUUUUCUUCUUUAUUUAAGCAUGUAUCAAUCGCCAUUUCGCAUCGAGAAAAAGAAAAUCGUCUGAAGAUUCACAAAGGAAAUUAAGUUUGUAAUGUGGUGUUGACAGGCGAGACAUGAAUCAAAAGAGUAUGGUUUAAAACAUCAACGGUCUUCCUUCUUUUCUUUCUUGCACGUAGGUUGUGCAUUGCAUGAAGAAUUCUAAUUUUUUACUGAGCAAAUCAAAUUUUGGCCGCUCUGAUUCUCAGUGGAGUCGUACAUUGGCAUAGAGAGGUCAGAGGCUGGUCCGUUGAAUUGAGUAUUUUGUUAUUGUAAGCAGCGACCAUUCCAGAAAAUACCAUAACAUACCACAUUGCAGUUUGUCUUGGGAGUUUAAACGACCCCAAGAGAAACUGAAAACAAUGCUUAUGCAAAAUUUUCGGGUGACAAACAAAGAGCAUUAUGGUAUGUUAUGGUAUUUUCUUGAGUGGCCAAUUGCGAGGGGCUUCGCCCAGCUGUCGACAUUGGCAAAGUCAAAAGGACAUGUGAUUGGCUAUCACUCAACCCUCUUGGGAACAACGGGUAUAGGGCCUAUAGAAAAAUAUGAAACGGCAAACUGAUCGUUACGGCAAGGUGAUGAAGAAGGAAACAAAAGAAUAAAACAAAAAAUAUAUAGUUUGUUUUAUUCUUUUGUUUCCUUCUUCCUCGCCUUACCGUAAGGAUCAGUUUGCCGUUUCAUAUUUUUCUACAAGUUUUUAAUUAAUUGUACUGAUCCAGGUCUACAACUGGGAGGUCCAGCACCACUCAUUGGUUUGUUGUUGUGGACUUGCUGACAUUUUAUAUAUAAUCGGGCCUAUAUGGGGGAUUGUAAUGUAAUGUAAUUUAUUUACCCACGAAGCACCUAAGAGCUUAAGAGCUCGUUUUUCAGUGUCCGUGCGUUCCGGAUCGACUUGGAAUUUGGAAGUGUUGGUUUUAGGGGAGAUGGGAAAACUGGAGUACCCGGAGAAAAACCUUUCGGAGCAAGGCAGAGAACCAACAACAAACUCAACCCACAUAUCGAUACCGGGGUUUGAACCCCGGCCACAUUGGUGGAAGGCGAGCACUCUCACCACUGCGCCACCCUUGCUCCCCUCUUAUUAGUUCUCUGAGCCUUAUCCUGUCUUGCACCAUGACACUAGUUUUGAAACUCUUUACCUCGGGCAACUCUCCAGGGGAGAGGGGACGGGGUAAGGGAGUCCACUGGUUGCAAAUGUGUUGUUGUUGCCCUUUCUCCAGUCUCCUGCAAUUAUAGCUUUAACAACGAUUCAGUAUCGUUACUCGUAGACCCCAAUUAGCACUAGGGGAGUAAAAGGAAUGACUUUUAUCAGAUAUGCGUUUUGUAGAGAAGUAGUUUCAAAUAAUUUAAUAAUCAGCAGGUCAAGUGGAACCCCAGUUUUUUUCUUUUUCUGCACUCUGCCGUCUAAUUAAUCAAGAUUGAUAUCGUAUGGAAAAUAUCAAGAAUCAUUAUUCCAGGUGUCCCGAAAAGGAAGAGAGCCGCCGCCCUUAUUUAACAAACAUAAACCCUUCCUCUUUAAUCAAGUUUUAUGUCAUGUCAUUGAGAUUGCUUUUUCUCUACUAGCCAAACGUUUAAGCCUGCGUUAUGAAUAACAUAGAUGUCCUUUCUUCGCAUGACGGUUGAUUUUCUUUUUGACCCAAUUUUUUAGCUCACCAGAGGGUAACGUGCAACAGAUGAAGAUGUGGGAAGAAGUAGCUUCGAAAUAUCAAGACAUUCUCAACAGAGAGUACCGUAUGCUAAACUUACCUUCUUACUCGGCAAUGUCAGGAGGCAAUGUCUACCUAUACUACGUUCCAGUCAUAAUAAACCCACAAUUUGUGCCCCAGAAUUAUGGUGUUUACAGCCAAUAUCUUAACACACCAAAGACUGCCGGUGAAACAGGUUCCAAGAAAGAUAUGGUCCACUUCGAUGAUAAUGAUAACAUGAAUGAUAAUUGCAUCAAUACCGUAAAAGAAGAACCUCGUAUGCAUUACGACCAAAUCAUAGAAGAUACCGGGGACAGCAAAGGACGAUUUCGCACCGAAUACGUGUAUUGUAAAACAGAAAGCAAGCAGUAUAACAGCGUCAAGUCACGGCCUUGCUCAACAGAAACUACGGUGACGACAAAAGCAGAAAAAAACACGAACGCUCCGAACUCUUGUUGUGGUGGACAUGGAAAAGGCAUGAAAAAUGGAGGUGAACCCGAAAACACUUCUCAAAAUGGCAGAGGAGAAGAUGAACCCUUUAUUAACAACAUUGAUGACGGCGCGACUGAAGGCUAUAUUCGGAUUUUUAAAGGUUACACGAUAGAGUACCAUCCGCUAAAUAGGGGUAAGCUGCAGAGGUGUUACGUUUCCGAACUGGACAUUAAAAGAGCUGAGAAGAUACAAGAUCUUAAGGAACGUCUCGCUAAACAGGAAGAAGAACUGAAAAAACUCAAACUUCAACCGUCAGCAGAUGAUUUUUCUAAAGAAGGAAACGUUAACGGGUGUUUUCAGCAGAAAUUGAUGGAUAAUGGGAAAAUGAACGAUUUACAGGCUGAGAAACCUUGGAAAUUUCUCAAAGAAUUUCCUUCGACUGAAAUUCAUUAUUUUCCUUCAGGUGAACGAAAGACGUCUCCUCGAAGAAAACACGCAAGAAAACAAGCUGUACCACGUAGAAUUGAAGAAAUUCCGAACAUUAGAAAUGAAAAGGCAGUCCAUAUAAAUAGUGAGACCAAGUGCUCAGAGAGAGAGAAAAAAACAAAGUCCACCCCCUUUCUUCCUGUUUUGAAUGAAGAAAAAAAUUGUAAGGACAAAAAGGAUAAACGAGUUCUUCGCGAAGAAAAAUCCACUCAGAAGAAGGCAAAACCUUCCAAGAAAGCUAGGACUGGACGAAAACGCAGAAAGACACAGCAGGUUUCAGGCGAGACCAAAAAGAAACGAUCAAAAGUAACUUUGUGUAAAAAUACUCAAGACGAUGACAUUUGCAUAGAUGAAAACAUGUGUAAAGCUAGGAACCCUCAUGACGUAACACAGGACGAGUUUCUUUCAAUUUUUGGGUUACUCAGAGAGGGUGGGCAGUAG